Molecule: messenger RNA, 1606 nt
Organism: Hypanus sabinus (Atlantic stingray)
Lineage: Eukaryota; Metazoa; Chordata; Chondrichthyes; Myliobatiformes; Dasyatidae
Product: nuclear factor 7, ovary-like
Exons: 6
Coding region: 52-1518 (488 amino acids)
Molecular function (GO): zinc ion binding; protein binding
Source: RefSeq, a predicted model, not a curated record
CACAUCCACGGAAGUGAAAGGGUCGUGCAUCAGGAAGUGGCAGCGGUUAACAUGGCUUCGGAAGGACAAGUCGAGAGUUUAACAGAGGAGGUAAUUUGUCCCAUCUGCCUGGAAUUCUUCACCGACCCGGUUACACUGCAAUGUGAACACAACUUCUGCCGCUCCUGUAUCACACGCUUUUGGGAAAGGGAGGAGAGGUACACGUGUCCGGAAUGUAGAGCGCAGUUUGCAGAUCGGACCCUCAGGCCAAGCCGACUCCUAGCUAGACUGGCCGAGAAAGCUCAGAAACUACAUCUGAAGCUGAGAGAGAAGGAAAGUAAACUUCACUGCGAGGAACAUGAGGAAGAACUGAAGAUGUUUUGUGAAACGGACAAGAAACUGAUCUGUGUGAUUUGUGCAGUUUCGCAGGAACACAGACAGCACCGCUUCCUGUCGAUUAAAGAAGCUUUUGAAAUCUACAAGGGUCAGGUUAACUUUUCCUUGGAAUGUCUCACAAAAAGGAAGUCAGUGACACAGGCAAUGGCGGAGCAUCACAAACUGAAGAUUGAAAGAGUUCGGGAACAGUCACGCAUCCUUCAGUCGGAUAUCACAUCCCAGUUUGCUGAACUGCACCAGAUUCUCACUGAGAAAGAACAGCGCUUACUCCAAGAUCUCAGGGAAGAAGAGGCAAGGAUUCUAAAUCCAAUGGAGAAAAACCUUCGAGAGAUUCAAGAGAAUUUAAAUUAUAUUCAGGAGGAAAUUUCAAAGUUACAGAAACAGCUGGACCAAAAAGACAGUGUGAUAUUUCUGAAGGGUUGGACGGUCAGUCUCAGUCAAUUCAGAUUUGUGUUUUAUUUCUUUCAGGAGGCAGCUGAACAGAAGAGAAGGAUCAGUGGUGAAGAGAAAUCAUGGUCAGUGACAAAUGGUGCUCUGCCAAUUGAAAAGUUCAGUUGCCUCUUUUUGUUGAAAAACAUAUUGGGAGAAUCAUUUGAUGCCAUUAAGCGAGAUUCUGUCACCCUGGAUGUGGAAACGGCGCAUCCGGAGCUCGAGGUGUCUGGGGAUCGGAAGAGUGUGAGACGGUCCGGUACCAGGAGGGAUCUCUGUAACACCGGGAAGAGAUUCAUAAACUGGCUUUGUGUGCUGGGAUCGGAGGGAUUCACAUCGGGGAGACAUUACUGGGAGGUGAAGGUGGCAGGGAAUCAGUGGUGGAGUCUGGGAGUCGCCGCAGAAUCUGUGGACAGGAAGGGAGAUGUCACACUGAGACCGGAGACCGGGUUCUGGAUCAUCGGGCGGCGUGAUGACAUGAUGAAGGUUCUCAGCUCCCCUGAAUCCCGUCUCCCGGCCGGUCCCAUCCCCGGGAGGGUGGGAGUUUAUCUCAGUUACGAGUCCAGGACAGUUUCAUUUUACAAUGCAGCGACCAAGUCUCAUCUCUAUACCUUCACUAAGAAUAAAUUCACAGGGAAACUUUAUCCUUUCUUCGCAACUAGACAUGGAAAUCAGUGGCUGAGAAUCCGCUCUGGUUGCAGUGCUGGUCUGUAAAUGGGUCAGAUCCUGGGAAUCGGUGUCAGGAGUAAGUCCCUGUAAAUAUAAAUUUGAGGAGAGUGAAAUAAAUGCUGUUUGAGAGUUA